AAGCGAACGCCGAGAUUGGAGUCAGCAAACUCAAACAGCUCGGUGCAUAAUUUUGGAGGUGGUGUACGGCCGGCCGCGCAGGAGAGCGUUUAGCUACAUUGUAGCAGCCCAAUGAACAAGGGGGUAGUUCUAUUAGGGUUUAUAGUGAUUCUUCACCAUGACGUCACAUCGAUGACAGUUUGCAUCUGCCAAUCAAAAGUGACAUGAAAUGGCGACGGGUUAUUGGGCAAAGAGGGAAGAAGAGAGAAAGAAGUUUUGAUUAAGCGUUGCAUACACUUGUCUCUCAUACGCUAAUUGUGGAGUCCUUCUCUCUAACGACUAUGCAAAUUGACCGAUUAGCAAGUUAGAUAGGAAUCUCAUCGCUGGAGGAGGGAUCGCAUCACUCGGCGUACAUGUCUUGGUCUAAAACAGAACUUCUCAUUCUCUUGCAGGAUAGCUGACGGGAUCGGCUAUAACACGCCGUGUUCAUGUGGAAAUUCAUUAUUAUAUGAAUCAAAUUCCAACAUCGCUUUCUUCACAGCCUGUUAAAAAGUAACGGACGACAAGACUAAUUUUUCACCUCAUCCUCGUCAAUUUAUUGCAUUCAUUCAGAUCAACUGGGCUUCAUCACCGUUCACUCCUUUUUUCCAUUCUGCCGCAAAGCGUUUUUUUUUCUUCAAAUUUUAACUUGAACGAAAAGUAAAGUCAAGAAAAAAUAUUUUAUCUUUCAUUUCAUGUCUGAGGGGUUGAGAGUGUAUCCCCGGUGUAUCCAUCUUGUUACGCUUUAACUGGUUUCAUGCCCUGUGAACCCCCUAAACGGUACAUAACACUGGUGGUCAGUGCGUUGAUGCGGACGUUUCUUAUUCGACCCUCUCAUUACUACACGUGAAUCAGCUUUACAAACUUAUGAAGCGAAACUUUGAGCAGGAGUUGAAAGUUCAAUUUUGUAUUUCUACUUAUUUCUUGGACUUGAGAACAUAAAUAAUUUAGAGUUUUCUCUGCGAGAAGAACAACGGGAGAUGAAAUAGUAAUUUCUCAAACUUUGAGAAGAACAUCAUCUGAUCCGGCUUUGAAAAGGAUUAUUUAAGGAGAGGAUUGAAGAGUGACAAUUGAAAAAAGAUGUCAGCGGUGGAGUUAUUUCGACCGCCUAUUAGCGGCAUCUCGACAUCAACCAGCAGCGCGACGUCGAAAUCGAGUUGUUUCACGAUAGAGUCACUUGUAGCAAAAGACACAAAUCAUAACAACAACAACAACCACCAUCACCAUCAUCAUCGAGCAAGUCCGACUCCUCCGUCAUCACCGCAAGCUGCAGCUACGGCAUCAACCAUGGAAUCGAACUCGUUAGCCUCGUCACCGUUCACGCCACCGGCGACGAGCCGGCAUGGCGGGAUCAUCAAACCUAUGCCCACCGAGGCAUCAUUCUUUACCUCGCUCAGCGGGAUGAAGGGACUCUACCACCCAGAGCCUAUCUAUCACACCGCCGCCGCUAGCGGGCCACAGUCUCACGUCGGCCCGAUCCAGCAACAACUCGGACUCGCGCAUCAUCAUAAUCUGGCAGCCGCCGCAGCAGCAGCGGCAGCCCAACAUAGUCACCCGGCGCUUGCCGGUGUGUUCGGCGCACACGGUCUUGGUGGGCCGAGGCGUGAUGGUUUUGGACUAUAUCCGUGGUUGCUAGCUAGGAAUCGUUUUCUUGCCGCAGGUCACAGGCCAUUCCCAGGUGAUCUUCCAAACGGUGGAUUCUUUCUCCAACACCCAUUUAGGAAACCCAAAAGAAUCAGGACAGCUUUUUCUCCCUCCCAGCUCCUCCGACUAGAAAAUGCCUUCGAAAAAAACCAUUAUGUUGUAGGCGCGGAAAGAAAACAACUGGCAGCAAGUCUAAACCUUACAGAAACACAAGUCAAGGUAUGGUUCCAGAACAGGAGGACAAAAUACAAGCGAAUUAAAUCUGAAGAAGAAGGGGAACAAGAACCCAAAAAGAAAGGAUCUCAUCAUGUCAAUCGAUGGAGAAUGGAAACCCAGCAAUCUAUCGAAGAUAGAGAAUAAAAAGCCAUUAAAACUCUUUUUACAGAGAUGAAUUUGAAGUAUUUGCGAGGAAAGACAAUCUUAUACUAGAGCAUAUAAAAAGACUCUUUAAAAGAGAUGUUUGAAACUUUGCUGGAAAGUGAAUGAUUUCAUGUUGAGUUUCAUAUUUGAAUUGGACUGCCAAGGAACGAGAAUCGUGGAUGAGAAUGGAGCUCAAAUCGUGGUUCCUGAUUGGUGAAUACAUAUUGAUCACGUGAUUACAUGGUAGUGAUGUUGGUGUGCCUGUUAGUGCAGAGACAAAAUGGCGGCAGUGUGUACAACUUGAAAGUCAUUUCCAGUAAGAACAUUUUGUUGAUUCAAGACGGCAACAGACGGACUACAAUUACAACAUAGUCCUAUGAUAUAUCGGCAAUAUUGUAUACUCUCACCUCACGCCUGGGUAUAAAAAAAUAAAUUACUGAUACUGAAUCACUUUAAUUCAGUUUCAGUUUGGUUUAUUUUCAUAUCUCACAAAAUAUUGAAUACAAUGUAAAGUCCAUCCAAAAAACAAUAAAUUAUUAAUGAUAAAAUAAUUCAAAACAUCGCAACAAUUCAAUAUAAAUAAGGCAAUGCUUAUAACAUUUAGACGGUCCAGAUUGGAGACAAAUAAUUUUAAUAAAAUGAGAAUAUGAAGGAUAAACUAUCAAAAGCAAAGCUUGUAUAGUUUCCCUGUAAAUAAAUAUGUUAUCCAAAAAAGAAAGAGAGAUAGAAAAAAUACCUAAAAGGAAAGAGAGAAACAGGGAAAAGGAGAUAAGGGUAGACUGACAAUUAAGGAACAUUUAUUUGAUUAUUGUAAUUCAUUUACCUUUUCUUUAUUUCUUGCCGAUUUAAUAUGUUCUUAAUAUUGCAUUGAAGAUUUUUUUAAAUAUGAUAUCGAUCUUAUUGUAUAGGAAAUUUUAUAAAAGACCUAUACGUAUAUGCAUAUCGCUUACGUAAUAUUAUGAUACUAUUCAUGAUAAACCUGACUAAGCGAGAGACAAGCAUGAUAUCUAAUAGACAGGUGUCACACAUGUAAAACACUAAUUUAAAAAUAAUUCAUUUCUAUUUUUGUUGGAAGUGAAUGAGCUAAUGAAUCAGGGGAUACUAUUGUAUCGCAGCAGAUUAUACCAUAUUGUAAUACUAACCGCACACGUAUUGCUAUGACAAUCACUUUCAAAAGUUAUUAUUCUUUCAUUUUAAGCCGAGGUCAACUAUAUCCUACUUCAAUCAUGAUGCAUAUUUCUGAUAAAAGGUAAUAAUAGCGAUACUAUCUUUCAAUGUAUGUUUGUAGUAAACGCUGCAUUACGCAACAUCUUUGAUGUAACAUAGUUUUAGUCAUCUUAAAAUAUCUGCAGUGAUUUAUUGCUUUAUUUCAAAAAAAACUCUAUGGUAAUAACUGCUCACUCCGAAUCAUUUCGGCGCACGAUCGAUGUAAAUUGGCAACUGAAUUAGUCACUGUGUUGACUUUGGUAAUUGUAUUAUGAUAGCAAUAAUUCGUCACCUUUUUACCAUAACUAAAUCAAUUGUCCUUGGGAUUGGAUGAAACUUUGAAGGAGGGGAAUUUGCAACAAAAGUGUGUAUUUUCUUGCUACGUUUUGGAGAAUCACUCCCUUGUUUAAUGCAGCAUAAAGUGAAAUUGAUUGGAACAUUUUAUCGCCUUCAUGAGCGGUAUUGUGUCAACCAAAAAGAGCAAGUCGUCGCGAAAGAACGGGUUGUUAGAAUUUGAAAUUUAAGACUUUGCCCAUUGAAGAAAAGGUGACGUAUUUAAAAAGUUGUCCUUGCUUUUUUUUCACUUGGGCGCAAACAAUGUUUAAUUCAUGGUUUAAAGAACAGCUUCUCGGUGAGGAAGAUUCGAAGACCUGAGAUGAAUGCGGUUAUAUAGUAAGGAUAUUUAGUUCAUUUAAGAUAUUUAUUACACCUGUUAAUUCAUUCAAACCUCUAAUAUCAGGAUGAUAGAUUUGCAUAAUCUUUAUUUAGAGAUACUCUGUAGCCGUAUGACCACUUUCGGUACUGAUCAAUCAAAUUAUAAACAGAGGUUUCAUAUGGGAAUCUGGUAUGAUAGGGGUAUAUAUUUGGAAGUGUAUAAAAAGAAAUCAAGACGUGAAAUCUCGUUUAGAAUUUGGGAAACCUUGAAUAUAAUCCUUUACAAAAAAAUUCUUAUUCCUUAAUCAUAUCCCAUGAUAUAAUAUUUAACUUGAAACCAACCUUGAACAUUGAACAUUAAAUUUGCAAUGUAAAUCUACGCAUUUCAACAGGCUUAAUUCCACAGUCAUACUUUCACAUCGGCAUGAUCAGAGGCAUGCACCCGGAGCUCGCCCGUAGUCGGUCGAGCAACUGCUCGACGAUCCAAGCUAAAAUUCGUUUAUAAUGAUGGUAAUUCGCAGGAAUCAGUAUUCGUACACACCGAAUGAUGAUGGUGAAAUGGGAAUUUAUUCAACUGAGAAAGCUUCCUGCUUUUCUCGCUAAUUCCCACCCCCCCCCCCCUAUUCCCUUGGUCAUUUUUUUAGAGGAAAGCUACAGAUGUUGAUUCGUGAUUCAUGCAUAAUGGAACUCAAGUCUAAUUACAUCUCCCUCUUUCUUAAUUCCAACGCUUCUUCCAUCUUCUCACCUAUCUAGCACUAUAAACGAUGUUUUGCGCAAUAAUAUACUUUUCUUUUUAUUUUAUGUUUGUUGUUUAUAAUUUUACUUCAUACCAACGCCAAAACAUUGCUUUUUUCAGUAUGAAAAUCACAUCGAACUAACCUUUUUAUUAAUGAAGGUCAAAAUUUAAUUCAUAUUAUGGUAUGUAAGAUAGAAUCCCUUUUAUGAAUUACAGUAAUUAUAAUGACAUCACAUUGGAGUGUAUUCUUCUGAUAAGCAACACUCUUGACGAUAAUUCAUUUAUUUUCUGCGGGGAUACCGAUCUCUGUGUCGGGUAUAGAAAUGCUCAGGGGUAAAAAUGGCGUUUGUUUAGUUGUGUGGAAAAAAAGAACGUUUCAGGACUUAAAAUUGCCGAUAAUUUCAGUUGUGAAGGCGUUGAAAUGAUUGAUCAACAGGAAGAUAUUGCGCGUUAUUAUGAUUAAAUAUUUUAUUUGACGUUGCAUGGAGAUGCUGAUUUUCGCAUUUCUAAAACACUGCACAUUGACAAAUAUAUUUAUUGACAAAUUCAAGCUGAAAUAUUAUGAUAAAGUCAUACCAUUUACCAUGUUUACAGCAAACGAAUAUUGUGACUAUCACGUACUACAGUAACUGUACAAUUCCUUAUGGUGUUUUUUGUGUAUAGAUUUUAUUAAUUGAUAUGUAUAUGGAGACAAUUAUUUGGUGCUUGUUAAUCUAUGUCCCCAAUAUGGGCGUUUUGUAGCCAUAGAAAAACUAUUUCUUCUCUUUAUUUAGAUUGAAUUUUUGUCGGUAUUUUUCCAAAUGAUUUAUUGUUCAAUUUCAUGAUUUUUUUUUCUAUUUUGGAGCAUCUAUCUAUGUGCGGGUAAACCGGAGCUUGAUCGAAUACUGUCAGAGAGAUUGUGAUAUAAGAAUGAUUACGUACUAGCUUGUUUGGUGAAAUAUUAAAAGAUUCGAUUUUUCAUGGACCAAGGAAA
Lytechinus variegatus (green sea urchin) is the source of this 5591-nucleotide messenger RNA. Its product is annotated as homeobox protein EMX1-like. Gene Ontology annotation, molecular function: DNA-binding transcription factor activity, RNA polymerase II-specific; DNA binding. The transcript is spliced from 3 exons. The coding region runs from base 1099 to 2022 and encodes 307 amino acids. Gene Ontology annotation, biological process: neuron differentiation; brain development; central nervous system development. NCBI's taxonomy places the organism in Eukaryota, Metazoa, Echinodermata, Echinoidea, Temnopleuroida, Toxopneustidae. The record is from RefSeq and is a predicted model, not a curated record.